UAGUGGUGCGCUCGUUUUCGGCCAAGCUACUUGUUUUGAAGUUGUCUAUUAGAAGCGAUGACUGAUAUAGCGGACGAGUGGUCACUGAUGGAUGUGUUUGGCCCUUCGGCCAAGAGGCGACAGCUGCGACUGGUGCUGGGAGUUCUGGGGGCUAUGGCAUUACUGGGAUCCCUGAGGACCCCUAGCCCCAUGGCAGCGAAGGAGCCAACUGCAUCAGAUAUACACGAUAUUACCGAUGAGGAGUAUUAUGCUAUGCCGCAAAUGUACGAGCUGGACGAGUACUACGGCUGCCUGGUGCGUGGCGGCGUCUACUGCUUCGGGCUGUUCCAGCUGGAGGCGCCACCGGGGAACGAGCUGUUCCACAUGAUACAGGUGAGACAGACGCGGAGUACUACUCCCUGCCCCAGCUGUACGAGCUGGACGAGUACUACGGCUGCCUGGUGCGCGGCGGCGUCUACUGCUUCGGGCUGUUCCAGCUGGAGGCGCCACCGGGGAACGAGCUGUUCCACAUGA
Messenger RNA from Aricia agestis (brown argus), 513 nucleotides. RefSeq lists its product as uncharacterized. The transcript is spliced from 3 exons. The record is from RefSeq and is a predicted model, not a curated record. Bases 58 to 513 code for a protein of 151 amino acids. Lineage: Eukaryota; Metazoa; Arthropoda; Insecta; Lepidoptera; Lycaenidae.